Aspergillus pseudonomiae is the source of this 2127-nucleotide messenger RNA. Its product is annotated as Zn(II)2Cys6 transcription factor. Gene Ontology annotation, biological process: regulation of DNA-templated transcription. The coding region runs from base 1 to 2127 and encodes 708 amino acids. The record is from RefSeq and is a predicted model, not a curated record. NCBI's taxonomy places the organism in Eukaryota, Fungi, Ascomycota, Eurotiomycetes, Eurotiales, Aspergillaceae. The transcript has 7 exons. Gene Ontology annotation, molecular function: DNA-binding transcription factor activity, RNA polymerase II-specific; zinc ion binding.
AUGUGGCAACGAACUAAGCGGGCCCCCCGAGCCUGUUAUUGGUGUCGACAUCGCAAGGUCCGAUGCGACGCAUCUAUCCAUGGCUGUCCUUGUACGAGAUGUCGCCAGGAUGGUCGACAUGACUGCACACUCGGGUCCAGAUCUGGCAGGCAUGACCAUGGAAAUGCGGCUGCAAUAGAAACAUCCGUCAAUCCCACGGCCCCUAGCAGCAUAUCAUUCUUCUUUUGCCCUUUCCUCACACUCAACGGCCUGGCAGUCCUACCUCAGGAAGAUGUGGCAUACUUGGCUUCAAAGGGGUCCUUGAGUGUUCCGGACUGGCCCACGAUCAAUGAAUUCGCAAGGCAGUAUUUUCUCAACAUUCAUCCUUGUCUUCCAGCACUGGAUGAGGCAGAGUUUUGGCGUAUCUCUGCUAACUCCGCUUCACACACAAUAUCAUUAUUUCAUCAGUAUGUUUCCUUACAAACGCUCCAAAAAUGUGGAUUCAGUGAUAGACGCAAGGCCAGAAUCAUAUUUUACGAUCGUGCUAAGCUACUGUUUGAUCUCCAAGCAGAAGAUGAUGCAUUCGCCAAAGCCCAAGGCUCUGCUCUUCUCGCCCACCACACGUCCGCUCAAGACCCCCAAGCUAGCAAUAUAUGGUUGAUGCGCGCCAUCCAAAACGCUAUGAUUGUGGGUUGCGGGCCAGGCCCUGGUGAUAGUCAGAUCAAUUUAUCCAUGAUGAAACGGCUGUGGUGGUCUAUGGUGCUGCGCGAUCGGGUUCUAUCUAUCGGGCUCCGCCGUCGUCCUCAAAUUACAUCGGUAGAAUUCAACAUGGGGGCAAACUGGCUUACAGAAGAGGAUUUCGCGGAUGAAAUAGUAAAUUCUCGAGUAUAUGAUCCGGAACUCAAGAUUGAACUUUUUCAGGUCCUGCAGGAACAAUGCAAAUUAGCGGUUCUUCUCACCGAUAUGGUCGCGCUGGUGUUUUCCUCGCAGGGGGUAUCGUCCCCGUCGCUCUCUUUAACCGAAUUCCAGGCCGUUCUCGCUGCCAUCCGCCGGAUCAAGCGGUAUCUGACGAAAUGGGAGGCUGUUUCGAUUGUUCCACCGUCUACCAGCCAUGAGACCGUUACCUUCUUUACUCAUCUGACUUGGAUGUAUUACUAUGCCGCCCGUGUUGAUCUAGCCCAAUAUGAGGCGUUGAUUAUCGAGAAGCAUUUGAGCUUCACCGGAACUAACUAUAGGGGCCAAUUGCUAGAAACUGGCGCGGACCUCCGCAAAGCCAUGACUGGUUUAACAAGUGCCAUAGAGUUUUUCUGUGGCCAGGGACGUGCAGAGCGGAUGCCUCUGAGCGUUCUGGCCUAUACCGCCGUGCCCCUCGUUCUUGCUGCCAUCGAUGUGAAGCUGUCUCCCUCGCAGGCAGAAAUGACGAUCCGAAAGCGUCGUCUCGAUCGUCUGGGGGAGAUUGUUCGACAUUCGAGAAUGCUUUAUGACGUGGCUGAUUAUGUAGCUGCUGGGACCAACCAUAUUCUGCAGUUGGCGUACAUUACUACACAAGAAGCUUUUCUACGAUGCGGAACAAACGCCAUCGGCUCCUCACAGAUGGUGAUAGAACCGCCAUCAGUCGGCAUGUCACUUGAUACUACUGCUAAAAGAGUGACGAACUGGUAUGACGCCUUCCUUAGUAGUCCUCGGGCAUAUCUGCGGAUAUCUAUAACCCUUGACUAUAGCCUUGCAACUGGCCGUCUGCCGUAUGACAAUGCACUACCCCUGCUUGUGCGUCAGACGCCCUGGGCCAAGAAGCAACAAAGGCUGCCGUGGACCAUUGGGCUGGACACAUACGACACUUCACAAUGUCCGGAGAUUGCUCCAAAUGCCAUUGGAGAGUCCAUCAGGGAAACCGCCUAUCAGGUGGAAGCCAGUUGCAGCCCGGAAGAGACCAAUGUUGGAGAGGCUGCUAUCAACCUGAAUUUCUUCGAGUUUGGUAGUCCGCAGUCGGGCGAUAUAAUGGAGAUGCAUGCACUGAGCGGGGACCCCUCUGGACAUCUAGGGACGGGUGCAUCUCUCUCCGGGAAAGAUCAAUCUGAUGAUGGUGGUUUUGGUCCUACGGGAUUUCAGUCUAUAUACACUUCCUUGCUGCGAGACUCUGUGGUUUGA